This is a messenger RNA of Spodoptera exigua (beet armyworm), 1841 nucleotides long. Lineage: Eukaryota; Metazoa; Arthropoda; Insecta; Lepidoptera; Noctuidae. The record is from the annotation of a GenBank genome assembly.
GGAAUCAUGCUGAAAUACAUUACCUCCUUAUUUUUAAUACUCGGUGCGGUGAACUGCGAUUACUUUCUUAACAGAAUCAAUCAUUUAGAGUAUUAUAGAAAUAGGACGAAUGGGAGGCCAUCUAAGUCAUUUUCUAGUUUUUCUACGAAUUAUUUCAAUCAAAAUUUAGUGCCAAAACCUGGGAAGGGAGAAAAAGUGCAGUGUGGUACGAGAACGGUGGAUUUUAACCCACGAAGGACGGGAAAAAUUGUUGGAGGCACCGAGACACCUUAUGGGGCAUUUCCUUGGCAAGUGGAAAUUCAGAUGCUGGACGUGGAUAAGUUGACCUUCGAGCACCAUUGUGGAGGAGCAGUCAUAGCUGAGAGGCUGGUACUGUCCGCUGCGCAUUGUUUCGACAAGCAACCGUUGAACUUGGAGCACAUUCGCCUGGUGGUCGGCGAGCAUCGUCUGAAGGUACAGGACAAGCAUGAGCAUCGGUUCCUCGCAGAGAAGGUGGUGCUACAUCCCGACUUCAGAAAGAAUGGCCCACACAGCAACGACAUAGCUUUGGUCCUCGUCUCUCGGUCCGGUAGCGGUGUGCAGUUCAAUUCCCACGUCCGGCCAAUAUGCUUGCCUGAUGAUGGAGUCACUGCUGGGAAGUGGUGUACGGUCAGUGGAUGGGGAUUUCAGGCAGAAAAUACGGAAAACUUUGCGCCUAUCUUAAGAGCGGCUGCAGUACCAGUAUUAGAUUUAAACACGUGUAGAAAGAGCCAGGUCCUUGGAGGAAGACAGCAGACCAUACUGGACUCUAUGAUCUGCGCAGGAAUCCUAUCAGGUGGUGUCGACGCUUGCCGAGGAGACUCCGGAGGCCCCCUGGCCUGUAUGAACUCGAACCGAUGGCAGCUUCAUGGGGUCGUCUCUUGGGGGUCAGGCUGUGCACGGCGAGCGAGGCCAGGAGUAUACACUAGAGUAGCGUCCUACCUGGACUGGAUUAGGCGGACAGCUUCUGCAUUGGGUCAUAAAAUUGGAUAUUAGGAUUUUAUAUAACCUGCAAGUAUUGAAUGCCCGGGUAUUAAGGUGUAGCUUAUUGGCUAUGUGCAAAGCGAAUAGUGACGGACAAAUAACGACCGCAGCGCACAACACGGCAGAAAUUGGAAACAAAUGCGGACGAUCAGCUGUCAGUUUUUAUUAUUACAUUCAUUUUACAGUAAAACUAUUGAUCAAGCUAGCACUUAAAUAAUGUCAACAAUACUAUUUUAAUUUUUGGUUUGAUUUAUAUUUGCAAAGAAAAUUAUAAUGUUUACAUUGUUAUUAAGUAUUUGACAGCUACCGCAAAUGUUGUAAACGCUACGCGUCGCCACCGUCGCGCACAUAGCCAAUAGGAUAAGCAUGAAGGAGCGGAUUUCCAUAGAAACUUUCAACUCGAAAGUCAUAUAAAGAGAUAGAAGCGGGUAUUUUUACUUUUCCGCGUGUGAGAGCCAAUCUUCAACCGGCUCGGCUGGAAUGAUACAACGUUCUCACAGAAAACCGGCGUGAAACAACCACAGCGUUGUGUUUCGCCGUGUGAAUGUUGUUAUCGGAGGCCCAAUCCUUGCCCACCCCUAUCUCUCUCGAAUCCCUAAAUCUCCGAAACCCUAAUCCCCAAAAGGCGAAAGUUACAAGUACGUAUGAAUGUUUGUUACUCUUUUAUGUAAAAAGUACUGAACGGAUUUGAAUGAAUUUUGGCACAGAGAUAGACAUUAUGGUUUGGAGUAAUACAUAGGCUACUUUUCAACCGGAUAACACAGGCGAUGGUAGUAGGUGGAAGCUGUAAAGAACUAUAGUUACCAUAGAUAUAAGUUUAACGCCAAAGUUUAGUAAAU